Molecule: messenger RNA, 1603 nt
Organism: Drosophila novamexicana
Lineage: Eukaryota; Metazoa; Arthropoda; Insecta; Diptera; Drosophilidae
Product: protein ORD
Exons: 6
Coding region: 69-1481 (470 amino acids)
Source: RefSeq, a predicted model, not a curated record
CAGUGCUCGCUACAUGUGCCUUAAAGUUCGAGAAAAGCCAAAAAGUUUUGUAAAGAAAACUGUGAACGAUGGCUGAACACAUCGAAUCUAAUUUGUUGCAAAUUUUGUCGUUGACCAUUGAAGAUUGUCUGGGUUGCGAGAAGGAGUAUUUAAAAUUUUCCCAGGUGGACAAUGUGCAUCUAUUGCUAUACAAUCUGGACAAGCCAAACGGAACAAUGCCAUCAUCGCCACUCAUAGUUACGCCCGUUGGCCAUGCGCUUCAGCUGAUGUGUGGCAUGGAGUAUGCCAACGCUGAGAGCUUGCGUCGCCUGCCACAGCUGGAAAUUGGCAAGGGUAGCGUCGGGAUGACUUUCAAGCUGGAACGCUUGGGCGGCAUUAGUGUUCAGUAUGAUCCUGACCCAGACAGCGACUUGGACAUGGAGCCAAGCACUUCGAAGCAGGCCAGAGAGCGCCAAGACCGUCGCAAUCAGCAAAAACAGCAAAUGCGCGCACGUCGCCAAAUGAUUUACGAGGUAAACGUGCACCGUCGCUUUGAUGAUGUGCAUCGCCUGGAUUCCAUUAAGUUUCAGAUCAACUUGGGUGAUUGGCGUGAGGUGUCCGUCGCCGAGUUCCAUAACAUAUUCUUUGUACAGCCGCCGCACACAUCUGACCUGGUGCGCAGUGUGCAUCAGGAUUGUGCAAUUAACUGGCUGAAAAUCAUCCAGGCUGAUGCAAGCAGCUACAGCAACUUCAGAGAUGGCAAUCCGUUUGAUACCUUUGCCAAGCUUCUGGAGCGUCCGGACGAUGACCAGCAGAAGCUUUUGAAAAGGCUGGCGAACAACUUUCUGGUGGCCAAUGAAACAACUCGUCUCACCGAGCGCCGCUUUUUGCUGCACAUUUUUGACCAAGUGCGUUGCAUUUUCGAGUACAUCACCAUUAAUGAGUACACCGUGUGGUUCUUUGUGCCACGCCUCAAUCGCUAUACAGCUUUGGAUCAGGUGAGUGUUGAUGACUUUGAUUUUCGCAAUGUGCGCACCAGCAUCAAGUUAACUCGCGAUGAAACCGACUGUUUUUGGCAUCGCGCUGAUCAUAACAUAAUGGACAUACUGCUGGUGGCCUUUCAAAUGGCACUGGCACAUAUUGCCCGGCAGUCGGUGCUGUUUCUGGGACAACUCGAGAAGCUUAGCGAGUUCGUUUGCUUGCAAUACGCGACGGCCUCUUUUAUGAACAGCAUACAUUCUAAAGAUGCGUCCAAUUCGACUAAAUGGUUUUACUUGCGCUAUUUGCAUCGCAUCAUUGAGCUGUCCGAGACACUGGGUCUGGUUGUCUUCAUUGAAUAUCCGGGCGCUAUGACGCUGCUGCCAGAGAAUCGUCAGGUUAUCAAAUGUGUGCAGAGGCGCGAUGUGAAAACUGGCGUCAUCUCUUGGCAGGUGGGUGAGGAUGUUACCAAAAUAGCUGGCAGCGGUAUCCAGCGUCUCAAAGAGGCCAUCGAUUUGAAGUGAGUGCAUGAUUUGGUAUAAUAUUGUUAAAUGCAAGUUUGCUCUUCGAAUAUGUUUGCAAUUGCUAUUUUUUUUUGUUGUUUUCUAAUAGAAAGCAUAUGCAUAUAUUAAUAUAUAUUUUUUAU